AUGAUUAAAGAGGAAGAUAAAUUAAGUCGAGAUGAAAGACGUCAAAGAAAAUUUAAUAACAUCUUCAAUAUAAUGAGCAUUUAUAUAAAGUAUCUACUGGGAGAUGAAGUAAAUGAAGAUGAGCAUAAGUAAUUUUUAGAGUAUAGCAAAUUUAACAUUUAUAAAAUUCAUGGUAAUCAAUCAGAACAUUACAAAAUGCCUGAAUAAGAUUAUAUCAAAAUGGUAAUGAAUGAUCCAAGUCAAUAUUUAACAGAAAAAGAUUAUUGUAUGGGUGAUGUAGUUUUGUAAUUUCCAAAUCCUGAUGAAAUGCCCUAUGCAACAAUUUCAUAUGCUGAAGCUUCAGAGUUUCUGUAACAAGGAAUCGGAACUCGAUGUUCAAUUGAAUUCAAAACAGAAUAAUUAGAUUAUGAAAUACUUUCAAUGGCUUUUUAAUAUGCUUAUUCAUAAUUAGCGGAUUCAAAAUAAGAUGAUUUAAGUCCUCAAAAAAUUGCUUAUUCAAAUCAAUUUUCUACUCAAAAUCUAAUAGCUGCAAUCAAAUUAUUCUUCAAAGAAGAUGACUAAUUGGUUAUUCAAGGAGAACAUGAAGAAUUUGUUGAGAUGGUUAGAAAUAAAGUUAUGAAUAGUUUAAAUAAAAACUUUAAAGUCAAUAAGAAUAGAGAAAAAAGAAAGGGUUUUUCUACAAUUCUUAAGAAAAAGAUCUUAACAAGAGGCAAAUUCCUUAUUAAGACACUUGGAGGAAUAUAACGUACUCAUCAUAAAGUAAAAGAUUUUUAUACUUUGGUUCGUAAUUUGAUUCUUUUAAGAUUAAGUCAAAAAGGAUUUAAAAUGAGAACUUUUGUUUCAUCAGACCAUUAAUCAAUCUUUGCAAUAUUAUAUUGUGCUGAAGCAAACAUUUCUCUUGUAGCUUAAUAAAUCAAAAUGAAAAAAUUUCUUAAUCUUGAAUUUACUGACUUAUUAUCUUUAGAACCAAUUGAUUAAAAUUAUCGUCCUUUAAGAUUAAAUAAUCGUCUUUGGAGAAAUGAUUUAGAUGUGAAUUAAAGUAGUUACUUUUAAUAUGUUAAACCUAAGAUAAUUAAUUUACUUAAAAAAAUUAAUUUUAAGAAAAUGGCUAAAGAAUUACAUAUAUAAAAUCUUAAUGAUUAAAUGUUUGAUUAUGGGUAAAGAGAUCUAAUAGGAGAUGAGGAAGGUCCCUCAGAUGAAUUAUGGGAAGCUUAUUAUGAAUAUUUGGUUUAUUUAGAAUAAAGAGUCACUGAAGCAAGAGAAAAGUUUUAUUUUAAAUUAGAUUUUGCUGUCUUAAUGAAUCCUUCUAUUGCCAAAAAAAAAGAAAAAAAAGCUGAAGCUAAGAUUAUUACUAAAGCCUAAUUAAGAAGAGUCACAAAAAAGAACGAUAAGAGUAAGAUUGAUAUUAAUCAAUUAAUUGAUUUGAAUGAUUAAAAUAGGACUAUUAAAUAAGAAUAAUAGAUUAAAAGAUAUUUCUCCUAUUAAAGAAAAAAGUUUAUUCCAAAAACUACUAAGAAAUAUUAAAAUCUUAAAUAAUAUAAUGAAAAUCCUUUAAUAAUUUGUGAAACUUAUCAUAAAGAUUUUAAUUCUCUUCUACUUAAAAUCCUACAAAAUUUAGUUAGGAAUUAAUUAAAUUUAGAUAUCAAUGAAAAUGAAACUAAUGUUGAAACUUAUUUGAAACAAAUACAGCAUUAUUUUGAUAAUGAAGAAGAUGCUGAAACUUUUUUGAGGAAACUUGUAGAUUAGAAUGAAGAUUCAGCAGAAAAUAAAUUAAUAGAUUAAUUAUGUAUAUAGAUGAAAGAAAUACCAGAAAAGGUAGAGUAAAAAUAAUUUACAUUAACAAGAGACAAGAAUCCUGUUUAUUAUGAGUAAAUGAAAUAAUAAUUGAUUGAAUGUUUAUUUUUAUUUUACAUGGAAAAAGAGGAAGAUGUUUGGAAAGAAUAAAUAUAGGAAGAGAAGGAUCAAUUUUUAAAUAUGAAAAAAGUAUUUAAUUUGAAAUGGAAUUAAAUAUGUACUAAGUUUUUAAAAGAAAGACAGAGAGGACUUUUAGCAUAGGCUUAUGGAACAGCAAUGAGAGAUGGAAUGUAAAUAAUAAAUAAUGCGAAAGGAAAUUAAUUAAAAUGUAUUUGGGAUUUUUCAUUUGGAGAAUUGUAUAAUAUAGCAAUUUCAAGUGAAUUUACUAUGUCAGGAAGAAGGUUUUCAUAUAAAAAGAAGAGUAGAAUAAAUACAAUAUGGAAGAAGUAUUAAGUAAGUGAGAGUGGAAGAAUAUCAUUAUUUUCAAUAAUGGAGAGAAUAAAAUUAGCUAAUUACUUAGUUAAUUAAGCAAUUAAUAUUCCUUAUAUAUUUAAUAAGCAAUAUUUGAAAUAGAUAUUUGGUUUAAAUGAUUAAUAUGAAUUGAAUGGAUUGAGUAAUAAAAGAUUUUUUUAGAAUGAUCCUAAAGCAUUUUCUUUGACGUUAAGUUCUUCAGAUGCAUUGGAAUAUAUAAGAUUAUUAUAGGAAAAGUUUAUGAUAGCAGAGAGUCUAUUUGUAAAGCCAAAAUUACAUAAUUUAGAAGAAGUUUGGAAAGUUAGAUUAGGAGAGAUAUGGUAUGUUCCAUCAGAUGAAGUAAGAGAGUAUUAUGGAGAAAAGAUUGCUUUAUAUUUUACAUUUUUAGGACAUUAUACGAAAAGUCUUCUUGUUCCAGGAAUAGUUGGAUUAAUUUGUACAAUAAUCUAAAAUUUAACUGAACCAAGAGUAUCGAUAGUAAUUGCUAUGAUGUUUGGAAUAUUACAUUCAUCAUUUUUAACAUUAAUGUUAGGUUCUUGGAAAUUAAAAGAAAAAUAAAUAGUGGCACAAUUUGCAUAAAAUAUUAAAUAAGGAAAUUAAUAAUAAGAAUAAAGACCAGCAUUUUUAGGAGAAUAUAGAAGAGAUCCUUGUAAUGAUGAAGCUAAUACAUUAUAUUAUCCAUUAUCUAAGUUACUUAUUCAUAUGAUGAAAAAUGGAUUAAUCUUAGGAAUAGUAUUCAGUGUUUAUAUAGCCAGUGUUAUAGGCCUAUUCUAUAUGACUAAAUUCUUUUAUGAAUAUGAUAUAUUUACUAGUUUAGAGAGAUUAAACUUUCUUAAAUUAGAAGUCAGUAUCCCUUGUAUUAUCAAUGUUAUUAUAUUGAAUAUAUUCGAAUAUAUUUAUGAAGUUUUAGCAGAGAGUAUGACAGAUUAAGAAAAUCAUUAGACAGUUGCUGAUUUCGAAGCUAAUUUCAUUAUUAAAAAGUUUACACUUAUGUUGCUCUCCUAUUUUACUCCAAUAUUUAUGAUAGCCUUUCUAAAUGAAGAACUUGGUAUUGAUUGUGCUUAUGGUGAUUGCAAUCUUAAUGCUAAAUAUUAUUUUACUAGUUUAUUCAUUAUAUUGUUUAUUUUCAACAUUAAGGAAGUUUUAGCACCAGUGAUUAAUAAACUAUUUAAUCGACUAAGUGAGGAUCCAUAAUCAAGUGAAGAUUAUGGAAUCAUCAAUUAUUAUAUUGAAAAGGAAGCCUAAAAAGAAAGUUAUUUCAAAUCAGUUGAUAGAUAUGGAACAGUUGAUGAUUACAUGGAAAUUAUUAUUCAAUCUGGAUUAUUAGGAUUAUUUGCACCCUUAUUCCCUGCUUCUAUGUUUAUAGGAUUUGUUUGGAAUGCUUUAGAAAUGCAAACUGAUAAAAUUAAAUUAAUUAAAUAUUCUCAAAGACCAGUACCUUUGGAUGAAUAAAGUAUUGGUAUCUGGAGUUUAUUACUAGAAUUCUUAGCAAAUUUCAGCAUUAUCUUUAACACAGGAGUUGUAUUUCUUAUGGGAAAGUUGCAUCCUGACAGAAAUGGUCCAACUCCUCCAUUUAUUAAGGAUGUGACAAUGUUUUUGAUAAUUAUAUUAAUAGCUUUUGCACUUAGAUUCAUAUUAGAAGGAUUAAUACCAGAGGCAACUUAUGAAUUCAUUUCUAUAAUGAAGAGGCAAAGUUAUUUAUUGAAAUCGACUAUAGAACAUUUUAAGAAGAAGACUAGUAAGAUGAAAAGACUUAGAUCAGAUCGAAAUAAUUUAUCUAGAUAUGUGCUUUUUAAACCUUAUGGAACAAUUUUAAAAGCUGAGAAGAAACAGAGAAUAUAAAUAUAAGAGGAAGAAGAGGAGGAUGAUGAUGAAUCUUAGGCUGAAAUAGUAUAAAAAUAGAAAUAAGAUGAUUCAUAAAGAGAUGCAGUAAUGCCAGAAAUUCUUUUAGUUAAGAGAAAGUAAACAAUAUUGAGAAAGAAUAUUCACAAUUUUGAUUUUCCAUAUAAAAAGUUUGAGAUUGCACAUGCUUAGAAAGAGUUUGAUGAUAAAAUAACUAGAUUAAGGAGAUUGUUAAGAUUUUUUGAAAAGCAUUAUACACUUAAAUGGUGUGAAUAGAGAUUAUUGUAUAGAAGAAUACAUUAGAGAAGGAGAUACAUUUUGUAUAAAUAUUUGAACAUUAGAAAACUAAAAGUGUUCAUAGAGAGUUAUAGAUAAUUGUUCAAUAGAUACAAGCGAUUAUAAGAAGAUAAGAGAGAAGCUGGUUUAUUGGAAGAUAAUAAUGAUAGAGAAUAGAAAACUGCAAGAAUUAAUUAGUUAGCAAAAAAGAAAGCAAUUUAAUAAGUAAAAAACGUGGUAAUUUUGAAAAGUAAAGGAGUUUGGUUUGGUUAAUUUAGAAGAUAGGUUCCAAUUUUAAGAGCAAAGGAUAUGAUUGAACAUCUUAAAAGAUUAGAUUAGAAACUUAGUAAAUUGAAAAUGAAUCAAAGACUUAUUCCAAUAUCAAUGAUAAAAAUAUCUAAAGAUAAACUUAUUAAAGAAAGACCUAGAAUAUUUGAAGAGAUAUCUUGUCUUGAUAUUACCAAAAGUAGUUCCUAAGAGAUUCUCAAAUUAUUAAUUCAAUCUAGAGAUUAAUAUGUAUAGGUUAGUCCAUACAAAUCAGAAUUAGUUAGAAGUAUUGAGGAAUUGUAUUCAAUGAAAACAAGAAAGAUUGAAUAAAUAUAAAGUUAAUUAUAUCAUUAAGAAGUUCCAAAUUACUUAAAUUUAGACUAAGAAGAAUUGAAAUGUCUCUUUAUCUAAAAUCAAAAGGCAGAAAUGCGAACAUUAGAUUUCUAGAUGAUUAAAUUAAUUGAAAAAGAUAAAUAAAAAGAAGUUUGGUUGAUUCUUUAAUAAUAUUAAUUAAAAAUACUUGAAGUCAUUGAAAUUGAUUUACAACAUAAGAAUGUCUUAUUUGAAGAUCUUAUAUUAUAAGAAUUCACAAUGUUUGAUUAAUUUUACUUUCCAACAACUAAAGGAAUCGUUGCUAAAAUUCUAGAUUCAAGAUAUGAAUUAUUAAAUGGAUGGACUUUAUUCGAUACAAUAAAGUUUAGAAAAUCAGUCAAUAUGACUUAUAAAAAAAGAGAAUUAUUAUUGUUCUUACUUAAUUUAUUGAACUCAAUUUAAAAUUGGAAGGAAAAAAGAGUAAUCACUCCUAAAUCUAUUUAUGCUAAUAGAAAUAAAAAUUAAAUUGGAUAUACUUUCCAUUGGAUGAUGUCUGGAAAUAGAGACACAGAUAUAGAAAAAUUGUUCGUUCCUAAUGAAGAAUCAAAUAACAAUCUAUCUAAAAUGGUUUAUAAUGCAGCCAUGAUUGUAGUUUAUAUGAUGACAUUAGGAUAGAUAGAAACAAAUAAAGAUUAUCUUAUUGAACAUUAAGCUAAAUUAAUGGAUAAAUAUCCCAUAGUUUUCACUAUUAUAUAAGAUAUGUUAUUAUCUCAAAAUCAAAGAAAACCAUAUUCUUACUUUAAAUAAUUAUGUAAAACUGAAUGUGAAAAUGAAGAAUUGUUUCUAGAAAAUGAACGUUUAUCCUAGUAAUUAAUAGAGGAUUCUAAAAUCAGUGAUAUCAAUUAUUAAGAUUUAAAGUUGUAUGAUUAAAAUGAAUUAUCUAAUCAAUUAGAAACUUAAAAGCUACACCAAGUUUUAUCUUAAUAAUUAUUUAAAAUGGAUAUGUUGUAUAAACUCAAAUUAUUUAAGUAAUUCUAAUAAGAACUAGCUAUUUCAAAUAAUAUUGCUGCAAUCAUUUAUAAUAAUGAUUAUUAUAUGAAUCAUAUAGCUAAAAACUUUUCUUUCUAUUGUGAUAAAGCACAUCAUUAAAAAAUAAUGUUGGACUUCAUUUCAAUUGAAUUUUACAAAUAGCUUCACUCCUUUUUUCACAAUCUUACUUUAUAAGGCAUAUAUUCCAUCACCUAUUAACCAAAUUUAAGUGAUAUCUAUCAAUUCCUUAAUAAAAUUGAGAGAUACUCCUCUCCAAGCAUUCUUGAUGAUUAUGAUUAAUAAAGUGAUAAAUUAUUAAUCAGAAAGCGUUUGAGAGUGUAGAAGGAUAAUUAUGAUGCAUUACACAUUAAAUUAGAAUAAAUUAGAUUAAAGUUUUUAUUUUUAUAAGCCUAUGGAGAAAUGUUUAAAUAGAAUUCAUCUUAUGCUAAUGAAUUAUUUAAUAAAGCUUUGAAAUUCUGUAAAAGUCCCUUAAGAUAAUUGAUCAUACAUAUUAAUAUUGGAAAAAUAUAAAAAGACAGAUAUUAAUCCAUUCAAUAUCUUAGUAAGUUGGAUUGUCAAGUUGAUUAUUACAGUUUUAAAAUAUGCAAUUUAUUAAUAAAAUUACACCUAGAAAAUGAGUAAUUUAAUGAGGCUUUGAAGAAAUGUCUCAUUAUUAAACCUUCAGAUGAUUAAUGUUUAUUUGAAUAGUUAGUUUAUUAAGAAACUUUGACACUCUAAUCUUAAGUCUAAUGGUGCUUAGAUCAUUAUUAAAAUAAUUAUGAUUAUCUUAAUUAUUGGAUUCAAAAGUAUAAAUAAACAUAAAGUAAACAUAAUGAAUUAGCUUUGAUUGGAUUGUAAAAUUUAGAGUGUUGUGUUAAUCUAUUAUAUUAUAACUAUAAUACUCAUUUGGUUGAAGAUUAUCUUUAAAUUUUAUAUUAAUACAAUGACAAAAAUCUAUUUCUCAUAGAUUAUUUGUAAUUUAAGUUGCUCUAAAUUAUUAAUUUGUAAUUAGGAGUGGUUAACUAUGGGAUAAUAACAUAAUUUGAUAAAAAUUCAGAAGAAGGAGAACAAAGACUUUUACAAAAAUCUUAUUAGCAUUUACCAAAAUCAUUUUCAAGAUAGAAUGAUUAUUUAAGUUAAUUGUAUUUUGAAUUAGAAUGCAAUCUAUAAAUGGAUAUGGAUUAUGAUUUAUAUUUGGAAAUAGAAGAAUAAAUGCUUAAUAAUAGAUAUCAUUUCAUCAUAGCAAAAUAACUAUUUUCAAAGCAGAAAUAUUCAUAAGCAAAAUCUGUUUUUGAUAAUACAAAAUGUAAUAUGGAAAGAUUAAUAGAUGCAUGGAUAAUGAAGAAUAAUAAAAUGAUUGAAUUAUAACAUGAGGUAAAGUUUUAAUUGAAUGAUUUGUCAUGGAAGAAUUUAUUUAUAACAUUUGUAUUUGAUUUAAAUAAUUUGUAUGGAUAAUUGGUAUGCAAAUUGGCAUUUAAAUUGAUAGAGAUAGCAUCUUAAAAACAUGAUUGUAGAUAGCUAUUUUAAUAAUUCAAGAUUUUUUUUGUAAAACUAUUAUUAGAGGAAUAUAAGGAUAAGGAGAAUAAUGAUUAUAUAGAUAAGAAUUUUGAAAUAAAGUUCUUUAUUUUGAGUACUUUGAAUUAAUAUCUAUAAGACUUAUCAUUAAGUCUUCUUUCUGAAAUUUGUGAUAUAGAGGAUAAAAUAAAAUAGAAAGAAUUGAUUGAUUAUAAAGAUAUAUCAAUACCAGUUGAUAAAAGAUAGAUGGAGAAGAAAAGUAUUUGUUUGAAUGAUCUUUUUGUGGUACAAUCUUAACUAUUAGAAGAGAGUGGAGAUCCAAUAGCAGCAUUAAAAUGUUUAGAUGUAUAAUAUGCAUUGAUUUUAUAUGAUGAGAGAUAUAGUAGGUAAGUUUAGUAGGUAUUUUCAUAAAAAAUGGAGAAUGAUGAUCCAAAUUUAUUGGGAGCCAAAUGUAAAAUAGCAAUAAUGAAACUAUUUUUGAAUAUCUUUACAUGUGGUGCAUAACUGUUAAAAACAAGAAAGGCAGCUAUGAUGUCGUGUAUUGAUAUAGUGACAAUUACAGCAGAAUAAGCAAAAUUAAAAAUGAAUGAAUUUCCAACUACAAAAAUAAUAUGGGAUGAUCAUGCUUUAAAUAUAUUGAAUUAUGCUAAACCAAAAUAAUUAGAAGCCUUCUAAAAAUAUAAAUUAAUAUAUUAUUAAUGUGAGUGGAAACUAUUAGAAUAUUAUGCUUUAGUUGGAAUGUAUAAGGAAGCUCAUAAUCAAUUUUAAAUGUUAUAUAAUCAUUAUGUGAAAUUAGGUAGUUAAGAAGAUUAUGCUCGAACAUAUUUUGAAUAUGCAAUCGGUACUUACUUUUUACUUAUCAGAUAAACACAUCGUGCUUCUCUUUUCUUUGAAAGAGCUGCUAGAAGAUAUUUAGGAUAAUAAAUAUUUUAUGAAGAUUUAAAAUUGCCUAUAAUAAAUGUAACAGGAUAAUUUCGUGAUAAAUUUACUAAUGAUAGUCUCAUGAUAGAUUUAUUGAAUCAAUUUAAUCAUUAUUUUACUUUAAGAUCUAGAUGCAGAAUCUAUAAAUAUUAUAGUAGAAUGUAUGAAAAAGAUACCGAUCUUCAUCGACUAUUUUAAUCAAUAAUAAGAAUUUUAGAAAAAAUUCGUAAGACUAUGGGAAGAAAGAGUGUACUCUAUGUUGAUGCACUGAUGGUUUACUCUGAAUUUAUACUUCUACAUAGAGAAAGAGGUUAUAAUGGAUUCUAAACAUUUAAGAUGGCAUUUAAAAGUCAAUAUUUCUUUACAAGAAGAGAAGCUGAAUUCUUUGAACCAUAUGUUUAUAAAUCACAUCUCCCUUACAAAUUUUAUACUCCUGAUGAUAUUGAAGAGAGAUUAAGUGAAACACUUAUCUCAUAAUGGGUUUUUGACUUGUUAGACCAAUGUUAUAGAUUCUAUAAAGAUUAUUUCAAUUCUGUAAAUGUUACUGAACAUUUUAGUAUUGUCUAUUGUGAUAUACUACAAUAUAGAAUUGCCUUUAUUGCUAGUAGACUAUAUCAAGCAUAAAUAAUGUUAGAUAGAGCAUUAAUCAAUCUUGAAAAAGUAUCUAUAAUAUUUAUUCUUUAGUUAUGUCCAACAUUAGAACAUCCUUAUGGUGUUAUGAUCUAUGAAGGUUAUGCUUUGCUUUGUGAAAAUUUAGAAAGAGUUUAAGAAGAUAACAUUAAAAUUAUCUUAGAAUGUCCUAGUCAUAGUCUUUUUAACUCCUUGACUUAUGAACAGAGAUAUAAAAUUGCUGUCUAAAUAUACUUACGUAAUGAAUAAUUAGGUAAAUAUUUUGAUGAUUACAAAAACAAUGGUUUUGAAGUGUAUUUGUUGUAAAAACUACAAAAAUUUACUGAUAAAAAAUAAUAAGAACGGACCUCAAUGAAAUAAUAGAAAUUGUCCAGAAAAUAAACUUUUGUUCUUGAUUUUGACACCUAAAUGUAAAUCAGAUAGGGAGCUAAAAGAGAAGCAUAAUUGAACUAAGACAAAAUUACAGACAUCAAACUUAAAGUCGGAAACACUGGGUACUAUAGAAAAGCAUACAGAAUUUGUAAAGUCAUUUUCAAAGAGUACAACGAACUUUAUAAAAGAGUAGAAGAUAAAUUUAUAGAAUUAAGCAGACAAGAAGAAAGAGAAAAUAAAAUAGAUUGA
Molecule: messenger RNA, 9678 nt
Organism: Paramecium sonneborni
Lineage: Eukaryota; Ciliophora; Oligohymenophorea; Peniculida; Parameciidae
Source: the annotation of a GenBank genome assembly